Molecule: messenger RNA, 2368 nt
Organism: Cyprinus carpio (common carp)
Lineage: Eukaryota; Metazoa; Chordata; Actinopteri; Cypriniformes; Cyprinidae
Source: RefSeq, a predicted model, not a curated record
CUUCCUUGCCCAUCCCUAAAGGAAAAAAAAGGAAAUAUCGGAGAGAAGAGCGUCGCCAGAAAAGUCCGUAAAAGAAGGAAAGCGAAAGAUAUUUAAAUAUAUAUUUGGUUAUAAGAAGAUCAAAUAGGUACACGCUCACUGAUAAACACGCUGUAAUCAAACUUCACUGGACAGGAGGACGCAUUUCUGGGCAACAGGCAGGUCACCUGCUUAAAAUUAACAGAUCACUGUUUUGUUCCUCAGUUGCUACCAUGCCUCUCCACAAAUCAUCUUCUCGAGCCCCUCGUCUGGAUCCCACCAUGAUCUCUGCGCCCCUGGGUGAUUUCCGUCACACCAUGCAUAUUGGUCGAGGUGGAGACGCUUUUGGUGAUACCUCCUUCCUGUCCACCCAUGGCCCCUCUAGUCCUAAUCCCGAGUCUGUGCAACCAGUCGUGGCAGCCACUGUAGAGACCACAGACAAUCAGAUGAACCAUAACAAUGAAUUUGAAUAUGCAGAAGAUACAGGUCCGAAUGAGCUCCGGCACUCCGAUUCAGUUUCUUCCUUUGACCUUGACUUGGAUUUAGGGCCUUCGAUUUUAGGAGAUGUCCUGGGAGUGAUGGAUGGACUGACGAUGGGUUCUCACAAAGACAAUGAAGAGGUGUUUAGUUCCAGCAAGAGCACAAGAGAUGUGAUGAUGUCACCAAGGAGUGCAGCCAAUGAGUUGAACGAGAGGAUGAGAAUGGAAAGUAUGACCAAAGAGGUGAACCAACGCGAUGAGCAACUCAACGAGGUCAAUGGCAUGAAAUCAAAAGGGCUCAGGCCCAAAGUGCACUUCAGCGACAAACGCGAUGAGAUCAUUGGGCGACAGGAGAUAAUCGAAGGGCUAGAUGUGGAAGUUGAAGAAGAAAUGGGCUUGAGACCAAAUAAGGGGAUGCAAGAGAUUAGUGGGAGAACGGCUUACGACAAAGACCCAAGACAAGCAGAGGUGGUUAAUCAGAGGGAGGACAACUCUCCAAGCCUCUCUUCCACAGUGAGCUCAGAAUAUGAGGGAGUCUCACCGUUGGACCGGAGGAGAGAAGACCAGCAUCUGUCAGAAACAGAUUCAGAGGAGGAGGAUGGCAGCGGACAAGAAGGAUACACUUUUGAAGACGAAUUCGAUGAUGAGAUUGGCCUAUAAGAGGACAAUCUCAAAACUUUUGAGGACCAAAAAUAAGUCAUUGGCAUAUGGAUCAUGACAUGAACAGAAUUAUUCUUUAAAAAGAAAAAACAUCCAACAGGGAGAGUUAAUGAAAAUUUCAUCUUGAGGUAAUAACUGGACAAUUUGGAACUUUCGUUUCCAAGUUUACAAUGGUGUUUGCUCAUUUUUGGAACUAUUUGAAAGUAAGACAGUUUAGUUUUUUUAUUGGAUUUUAUAACUACAAAUUUUCAAAGUCUCCCAUGGACAGUAUGAUGUCUUACAAAGAAUAACCUAUUAACAAACCUAUUCAUACAUUUCCCAUGGUCUCAACUAUAUAAUAUUGAGCAGCCAGUAAAUGUUCAGUUUUUCCAAUUCAUAGCUCUGUUAAAGGGCACUUUGCCUUCUUCAGUUAACUGGAAACAGCUUUAAUCUUGAUGGAGAUAAUGGAGGUAAUGCUUAAAUUGACAGCUGACUUUUUAAAGCCAAAUAUAACAUACUAAGUUAUGUUAUUGCUUAGAUUAUGGUUAUCUACAGUGCCUUACAGAAGAUGUUUUCCAAUGUUUCCACUGUUAGUUCCACUGAAAAGCCAGUGACAAAGUUUUUCUUUUUGUGGGAGGAUGCAAGGUUGGUGAAUGGAUUCACAAAUGCUGGAAUUUUCUCCUGGGAGUUUUCAUUAUUACAUAUACGUUCAUAUCUUAAAAUGGAAUAAGCAAUCAGAUUGUGUGUUGUUGUUGGAGAUGUACUCAUUUAAAAAGUGCAAAAAUGAAAUGCACGUAAUAGUUACACACUACAAAAUAAGUCUUAAAGCUAAACAGCUACAAACAUAGCUUUUAAACUGUGAAGGAAAAUAAUCUAGUCGAUCAUUUGACUGUAGCAUUCAUAAAGAGAAGCAUGACAAGCUUUAAUAUGCUGGAUUCAUUUUAAAAGCAGUUGCUUUUAUCUUGCUUUCACACUUGUUUGAUUUGAAUAAUAUAGAAUAUAUAACAGACAAUCAGUGAUUUUACACUCAAAACCACUCUGCCAAUUGAAAUAAUGUAGAUUGGGCCAGACCAAAAUGUGUAAUUAAAGUUUUAUUAAACUAUCUGUGGCAUUUUGCAUUCUUUGAAUGUGUUAAAGGGAGGCAAAUUAAUUUCUGUAAACAUGCUAUUUUUACUGAUACAUAUAUUUUUUUAUUUUUAAGUUCUAGUAAAUAAAUGAAUACUAUCUUUUAA